GCACAUCACCAUUCUGGCCGUGCACCUCAAAACGCGGCGUAUCAAUUAGUUGAACCUCAGCCAACUCGCACGGCCAGAAUUGUAUGUUGCACGGCCGUGCGGAUUUCACUUGUGCCCGUGCGUGCCCACGCACAAUCCCGCACGGCCAAACUGGUCACUUGCACGGCCGUGCGUGGCCACGCACAAUCCCGUGCGUGGCCACGCACAAUCCCGUGCGUGCCCACGCACGAUCCCGCACGGCCAAACUGGUCACUUGCACGGCCGUGCGGGUUGUGGGUGUGCCCGUGCGACUUCCUCAGAACCUCGCCAUGCGUCCGAUCCUCGUCCAAUCGACCCCAGACUCGCUCCUAAGCCUUCAUUCACGUCCUAAGACCUGAAAUAUCACAAACAAGCACAACCUACCGUGAAAUCGGCCUAAAACACGAGAAUCAACACCUCAAACGGUGUAAGAAUGGGGGUAAAAACAUGUGUAAAUGACGGUCUAUCAAUUAAGCUCUUAUUUGGACGGAUUUAUUCGGGGUCAAUUUUUGGCAGAUUCCAAAGGGGUACCAUCACAGAUUUCGGUUGAUUUUUUUGAAAUGUCAUUUUCUUUCGAUAUUGAAGACUACAAAACACGGAAUCAGGUUUAGGCUAUUCUCCACCAAUAAUUAAGUCUAUUGAUCCUAUUCUCCACUGAUGAUAAGUCCAUUAAGCAUCUAUUUUGACCAAUUUAUUUUCAUAUGGCAUUUUCGUAAUUUAUGGGGCGACGAAAGGCCAUUUUCUUUGGAUUUUGAAGGCCACAGGUCACUAAUUCGGCCUGAGGCUAUUCUUCAAAGAUAAUUAAGUCCAUUAAGCACCGAUUUGGGCGGAUUUUUUCCAGGUAAAUUUUUGGCAUAUUCAAAAGGGGCACCAUCACAGAUUUCGGGCGAUUUUUCCGAAAUGUCAUUUUCUUUCAAUUCUGGAGGCUACAGAUCACGAAAUCAGACCGAGGCUAUUCUCCACCGAUAACGAAGUCUAUUGUUCCUAUUCUCCAUGGAUGAUAAGUCCAUUAAGCACUGAUUUGGGCCAAUUUAUUUUCGGAUGACAUUUUCGUAAUUUAUGCGACGACGUAAGGCCAUUUUCUUUGGAUUUUGAAGGCAACAGAUCACGGAUUCGGCCUGAGGCUAUUCUUCAACGAUGAUUAAGUCUAUUUAGCACUAAUUUGGGGGGAUUUAUUCUGGGUCAAUUAUUGGCAGAUUCCACAGGCGUACCUUCACAGAUUUUUCCCAAUUUUUCCGAAAUGUCAUUUUCUUUCGAUUCUGGAGACUACAGAUCACGAAAUCAUGCUUAAGCUAUUCUCCACCGAUAAUGAAGUCUAUUGAUCCUAUUCUCCACGGAUGAUAAAUCCAUUAAGCACCGAUUUUGACCAAUUUAUUUUCAUAUGGCAUUUUCAUAAUUUAUGGGGCGACGAAAGGGCAUUUUCUUUUGAUUUUGAAGGCCACAUGUAAUUAAUUCGGCCUGAGGCUAUUCUUCAAAGAUGAUUACGUCCAUUAAGCACCGAUUUGGGCGGAUUUAUUCCAGGUCAAUUUUUGGCAUAUUCCAAAGGGGUAAAUCACAGAUUUCAUGCGAUUUUUCCGAAAUAACAUUUUCUUUCGAUUCUGGAGGCUACAGACACGAAAUCAGGCCGAGGCUAGUCUCCACCGAUAAUGAAGUCUAUUGAUCCUAUUCACCAUGGAUGAUAUGUCUAUUAAGCACCGAUUUGAGCCAAUUUAUUUUCGGAUUGCAUUGUCGUAAUUUAUGGAGCGACGAAAGGCCAUUUUCUUUGGAUUUUUAAGGCUACAGCUCGGGAAUUUGGCCUAAGGCUAUUCUUCAACAAUGAUUAAGUCCAUUAAGCACCAAUUUAGGAGGAUUUCUUCCUGGUCAAUUUUUGGCAUAUUCCAAAGGGGUACCAUUAUAAAUUUCGAACGAUUUUUCCGAAUUUCCAUUUCCUUUCAAUUCUGGAGGCUACAUAUCACGAAAUCAGGCCGAGGCUAUUCUCCACCGAUAAUGAAGUCUAUUGAUACUAUUCUCCACGGAUGAUAAGUCCAUUAAGCACCUAUUUGGGCCAAGUUAUUUUCGGAUGACAUUUUCGUAAUUUGUGGGGCGACGAAAGGCCAUUUUCUUUGGAUUUUGAAGGCUACAGAUCACGGAUUCAGCCUGAGGAUAUGCUUCAUCGAUGACUAAUUCCAUUAAGCACCAAUUUGGGCGGAUUUAGUCUGGGUCAAUUUUUGGCAGAUUUCAAAGGGGUACCAUCACAGAUUUUGAGCAAUUUAUCCGAAAUGCCAUCUUCUUUCGAUUCUGGAGGCUACAGAUCACGGAAUCAGACAGAGGCUUUUCUCCAUCGAUAAUGAAGUCUAUUGAUUCUA
Messenger RNA from Linum trigynum, 2363 nucleotides. The record is from the annotation of a GenBank genome assembly. NCBI's taxonomy places the organism in Eukaryota, Viridiplantae, Streptophyta, Magnoliopsida, Malpighiales, Linaceae.